Sphaeramia orbicularis (orbiculate cardinalfish) is the source of this 5552-nucleotide messenger RNA. It is a transcript of the gene actr2a, whose product is annotated as actin related protein 2a. The record is from RefSeq and is a predicted model, not a curated record. Bases 61 to 1245 code for a protein of 394 amino acids. Lineage: Eukaryota; Metazoa; Chordata; Actinopteri; Kurtiformes; Apogonidae. The transcript has 9 exons.
GUUGCUUCCGGUUAGCUCGUGCAGGCAGGAGGAGGCUGCGGCUGGUUUCAGGGACCGAAAAUGGACAGCCAAGGGAGGAAAGUCGUGGUUUGUGACAACGGAACCGGGUUUGUGAAGUGCGGCUAUGCGGGCUCCAACUUCCCUGAACACAUUUUCCCUGCAUUGGUUGGCCGGCCAAUCAUUCGCUCCACAGCCAAAGUGGGAAACAUUGAAAUUAAGGACCUAAUGGUGGGUGAUGAGGCCAGCGAGCUGCGCUCUAUGCUGGAGGUGAACUACCCCAUGGAGAAUGGCAUCGUCAGGAACUGGGACGACAUGAAGCACCUGUGGGACUACACAUUCGGCCCAGAGAAACUCAAUAUCGACUCACGCAACUGUAAAAUCCUGCUGACGGAGCCACCCAUGAACCCGACCAAGAACAGAGAGAAGAUUAUUGAGGUGAUGUUUGAAACGUACCAGUUCGCCGGAGUGUACAUCGCCAUCCAGGCCGUCCUCACUCUCUAUGCUCAAGGGCUGCUGACCGGGGUGGUGGUGGACUCUGGCGACGGCGUCACCCACAUCUGUCCGGUGUACGAGGGCUUCUCUCUGCCUCACCUGACACGACGCCUCGACAUCGCAGGGAGGGACAUAACACGCUACCUCAUCAAGCUGCUGCUGCUGCGAGGCUAUGCUUUCAACCACUCGGCAGACUUUGAGACGGUGAGGAUGAUGAAGGAGAAGCUGUGUUACGUCGGCUACAACAUUGAGCAGGAGCAGAAACUGGCGCUGGAGACGACGGUGCUGGUCGAGUCCUACACGCUCCCGGACGGUCGGGUGAUCAAAGUGGGCGGUGAGCGCUUCGAAGCCCCCGAGGCUCUGUUUCAGCCUCACCUCAUCAACGUGGAGGGUGUGGGUGUGGCUGAGCUGCUCUUCAACACCAUCCAGGCUGCAGACAUCGACACCAGGGCGGAGUUCUACAAACACAUUGUCCUGUCUGGAGGCUCCACCAUGUAUCCUGGUCUGCCUUCCCGUCUGGAGCGGGAGCUGAAGCAGCUCUACCUGGAGCGAGUGUUGAAGGGCGACGUGGACAAACUGUCGAAAUUCAAGAUCAGGAUAGAGGACCCCCCUCGGCGUAAACACAUGGUGUUCCUGGGCGGAGCUGUGCUGGCAGACAUCAUGAAGGACAAAGACAACUUCUGGAUGACAAGGGAGGAGUACGAGGAGAAAGGGACAAGAGUUCUGGAGAAGCUCGGAGUCACCGUCAGAUAAAAACAAAAGCAACAAAAUAAACUCGAUAAGACGCUUCUCCCCACCAUCCCUUGGCUUUCACGCCAUCACAUGGCAUCACGCAGAGGGAUGGUGGGGAGCGGGACAGAAGAUGAAUGAAGGAUGUGGAUUUUGGGUAAGAAGUCUCAUGGUGAGGACAGACUAUUCACAUAGAAACCAUAACACAACGUUAACAGAUGUAGGACAUUUGAGGAAUGUGCUUAUUAACAGACAAGAGGACUGACACCACCGCUAUCUGAUCCGAUAUGAAUAAGGACACUGAGACGGUGAAUCCAAGCGCCGUCUCAGUGCAGAAUUAGUGUAGGUUUGUGGCCGAAAACCGACAUCCUGUUACCCCUUUUACACAUGUCAACACGACAGAAUUGUAUCCUUUUCCCAUCAAAAUUUACCAGGAUGAGAUGCACACAUGUAUCACUGUGUCUUAUCAUGUAUUUACUUACUUUUUACUGUUAUCUUACAUGUUAUGUGGUUAUCACAACAUUCCUUUUCUAAUUUAUGAUCAGGAGGAGCAUCAUCAGUGACAUUUGACCAUGCCAGAAUAUCAGUUAAAACUGAGAUAAAGCUGAGGAUAGUUGAGUCUCAUUUAUUCUCUACAUUUGCAUGAAAACAGAUGCAUAUGUUUCACACAGUGCAAAUGUCACUGCCUUUAUACUUCCAUGAGUCCAUUGCAUUGGACUAAGAGCUUGUCAAUCAGUCCACCAGAGGGCGCUGCUCUGAAUUAACAUACUGGCCAAAUACCAAUGACAGAGGAGGUUUUACUAAUAUUGACUUUGAGGAUUAGUUGUAAAUAUGUAGGUAGUUUCUCACCAACUCGCAUAGUCACUCUUCAAACAGUUAAGCCAUUUCUGGAAAUUAUUUACUUCAAAUGAGAGAAGAUUAAUCUUUAUUGUCAUUGCAUUGUCAUACUUUACACAACGGCACACAUCUCAACACUGCUCCCCAUGGUUCCCUUUGGUACUGCUUCGUAUUCUCCAUUUGGUUCGUGUCCGUGGACAGAAAUAUAGACCAAACUAAACUCUGACGGACAGACGACUCUGUGUGUAUCCACAUGCAUAUAUAGCAAAGAGCAUAAAUGAGCCUUUGUAUUUUGUUGUUCCAUCUCCUGCUGCGUUCAGUGUACCACACUCAACAUACAUGUACUUGUAUUAUGUGUAUGUGUUUACUUGUGGCCACAGACAUUCUGAAAGAUGUGUUUCAGAUCACAUUCAGCUGCUGCAGAUGCUAAAGCAGUGCAGGAAACAUUUAUUUGACUGAUCCAAUAGAAAAAGGAACAAAUCACUGGUUUCAUUCCAAAAUAAUGAUUUAAAGUCAAAACAGCGCUGUGGUUAAUGUGAUGAUGUUUUACAUUGAUUUUUGUACAUUCCAUAAAGAUCAUCACAAUAUGAUCUUGACACAUCGUCCCCUUUUUCAACUGAAACAGGAGAGAAAAUUUGUUAAAUCAGUAAGAGAACAUCGACACAGAGCUGUGUUUUAUUUAAUGCAUUAAAUAUGAGCGUGUUCAUUGUGACAGAACUAGUUCAGACACAUGCAAAGGUGGCAAAAGUACUCACAUUCUGUACUUAAGUAGAAGUACUGAUUCAGCUCCUUUACUUAAGUAAAAGUAAAAAAGUACAACUUGUCAAUUGUAAUAAAAUAGCAGGCAAGGAAGUGGAAAAAAUCAAAGAAGAUUCAUGGAUGAAAAUAAUUUGUAGGACAUUUAAUAAUGAUGAUCAUUUAAUUUGACCGUGGUUGAUCCACAGCCGGUUUGUUUUAUUUUGAAGUGAGCUUCACCUCUGUUUACAUCUGACCCAACAUCGCUGAGCAGCACAUAUUAGAGAUUUAUUGAUGGCGUGUCUAUAAGCCAAAAAUAAAGCCCUUAAAAGUGAGUUACUAUGUAGACAAUGUGUUUAAUCACUGGUUGCGUCGCAGUACUCAGCUUUGCAGGGACGGGUGGAAAAGUUUGGAAAAAGUGGACCCAUGCAGGACUCUGGUACUGACCCUGGUCACAGCCUGUGUUCCUACUGUCCUCCACUGAUUUUCCCUCUGAAGUGACGUAUUUUACGUACUGUCAUAUCCGUUUAGUUUGAAAAAGUAAUUAGCCUAUUCUGAGAAUGUAAGGAGUAUAAAUUACAGAUAUUUAUGCAAAAAUGUAGGGAGUAAAAGUAAAAAGUUGCCAGAAAAAUAAAUACUCAAGUAAAGUACAGAUACCUAAAACAUCUACUUAAGUACAGUAAUGAAGUACUUACACUUUGUUACUUCCCACCUCUGGACUCAUGUAGGUUUAGAUACAGAGGAUUAUGACACCCCCCCCCCCCCCAUCCUCUGACUGGACAGUGAAACUCUACAGACACAUCAGGUGUAUUUUUCUUUUCUACCUGAAACCAGAAACGCAUCUUAAAGUUUUUCCGUCACAAUGAAGUUUCUAGACAUAAAUCAGACACAUAAAUGUUUGUUCCUGGACCAAAAGGAGUUCAAGUAAAAGCACAUGUGUUCUUCACUUUGGGUUUUGUACAGAUGAAGACAAAGUGUGUUAUUAGUGGUUUUUAGGAGUUUUCAUAGGUGAAUUUGUCAUUUCCCCUUUCUUUCAUCCAAAGCUGGGCUUCAUAUCAAACACACAGUUACAAGUGGUGUCAAAUAAGCACAUUUCCCAAAUCUAGUCCUACUGAGGUUAAAAUGUCCCAGCAACAUUAAACAUGAGAGGCCGUUCACACAUAAACCAUCAGAUACAUUCAGGUUUGUCACCAUCUGCCUCCACGUGAAGCCAUGAUGAAGAGAAACAUAGAAAGGAGGGGCAUUAGAGAGAUUAAAUAUCUAAUAAAAUAAAUGAAGGGUCACAUUACUGUUCCCCUCUCCACGUUUCCUGAAUGAAGUUACAAGAUUAAAGUGAAUCUGUAUACUGUAGGUGCAGCUCAAACACAGCUCAUCUGUGUUUUAAAAGUUUUACAGGAUCAGUCUAGUGAGUUUUCUGUUCUAUUGUUAGUGUCAGAAAAUCCAAACAAACUGAAUUCAUCAGCUCAAAAUGAUUCAUAGAUACACACAUAAACACACAUACACUCACAAAACCAUACAUCAAGUAUAACUAAAACCUGGCUUCCACUGCUCUCUGCAAGAAAAGACGUGUUAAAUAAAUCAACCACUAAAUCUAACGUAUGUUAUGUGCAGUGUAUAGGAUGAAGAUUGUAGGUAAAUACUUCAGUCAUGAUGCAAAUUUAUAAGAGUUUCAAGCCUUGUUUAAGAAAAGAUCAGAAAAGGUUCACACCAUUUUCAAAAAAUAAUGGUAACAACGCAACCUAAAUUAAAAGUGUAGUUCGGAUAUGAAGCCUUUGUGUCUCUAGUGAGUCCAGAAAAAAGGCAAAGAACUAACUGCACCAGAUUAAUUUAUCGUUUCAGAAGCUCCUCACUGUCCUGAGAGUCUAAUGCAGUGUAUUUCAUCCUUGAGGUCACAACCCCACAUGGGGUCGCCUAAAAUUUCUAGUAAUUGAUUUAAAAAAAAACAAAAAAAAAACUAAUAAAUGUAUUUUUUAAUGAUUCAAUAUAUUUAAUUAGAAUUAAAACACCAUGCACUUUCCUUAAUAAAAAUCAAGUUCAAGUAAAACGCAGGAUAUAACAUCUGAGAGAGCAUAUCUUGAUUGACCUGAUCAUGUGACCGCCUGCAUUACUACACUUUAACACAGUCGCGAUCAGAAAACCAGACCAAACAGAGAAUGGAAAGAUUUAUUCGCCCGCCUGGUCCUUCUAAGACCACCAAGAGAAACUGAGAAACAGACACCAAAAAGGUGCAUUAUAUACAUUAUAAUAAAAGUCUAAAAGUCAUCUAAAAUUAAGGUUUAUUUCCAACAUAGUAUAAUAAACUAUUACAUGAUCAAAAACAAAUUAGUUUUAGCAAAAAAAGUCUGUUUUUUAAUGUAAGGGGUUGCCAGAAAUUUGUGAUGUUAAAAUGGCGUCACAAGCCAAAAAAGGUUGGAACCACUGGUCUAAUGUGAUUCUUUUCCAUCACUGGAGAAAAGACAACUUCAUUAACACAAUGAAUUUCAUACACAUUUUAAUGUGCUUUAUAUAAAUAAGAGAAAAAUCCAGUAGGAAAUAAAAACAAAGUGCUUAAAUAGUAAAAGAUCAAAAUACUUCAUUACAAAAUAAAAUGCUUAACUCAGUAUGACGUAAAUCAUACGCACAAAUGUCCCUGAUGUGUGAAGACUUUUAGACUUUAUCCAACUUCUACUGUUUUUACACCAGUACUCCAGUGUUUUAAAUCCCUAAAACUGAGACUUUUGAAAACUGUGUUGGAUAAACAUCUCUGCUCCAUUUCAGAA